Molecule: messenger RNA, 1140 nt
Organism: Saccostrea cuccullata (small rock oyster)
Lineage: Eukaryota; Metazoa; Mollusca; Bivalvia; Ostreida; Ostreidae
Exons: 2
Coding region: 28-1035 (335 amino acids)
Source: RefSeq, a predicted model, not a curated record
UUAAGAUGUUUCUGAUAUAUUGAAAUCAUGGAUGCUACAACUGAGUAUGAAAUAACUGAACCUGUAAGUUUAGGAUUAAAACGAAGAGGAUCAGACAACGAAAAGAGAGAAACAAAGACAAAACUACGGAGAAGAUCGGUCCAGAGACGUUAUUUUUUAAGAUCCAAGGCCCACAAUGAAAAGUUGAACAAGGAAUUGAAAGUAAUAGAUAUUUAUAAGAAUUUGAUUACUCAAUCAUUGCAAAGCGAAUCACUGCAAAGCGAUUUCUCAUACUCGCCAAGUACCCCUAUCAAGGAAACUGCUACAGGAAGUAGUAAUGAAAAGACCGACUCGCGCAUUGGUAGAGGUUCAAUAAAGUAUUCGAAAGAAAAGAAACAGACGAUAGAAGAAAGAGAUUGGUCAACAUUUCCAAUCUUUGGGAGUACACAGGAAGUGGAUAAAGAUGAAUCACAUGGGAUUUACACGGAUGAUGGGAACAGCAAAGAAAAUUCUGAUGCAUUAGAUGAGCAGAGAUUUCAGGAAAUUAAAAAUGAUGAAGAGAACAGCGACGACGAAAAUUCUAUUACAUCAGAACCAGUUAUAAAUGAUGAGAGAGGCACAAAGCAGGAGCUUAGUGAAUAUAUUUACAGAAUCCUUCGAUUUGAUGAAAAUUGUCAAAAUGGACUGCGCCCAAAGAACAUAUUUUCAGGAAUAAGUCUACAGCAACACGUAGAAAGGGGGAGUAAAGGUCAGGAAUCGAGGUAUAUUUCCUGCUGUAAAACACUUGAUGGCAUAGAGAGGCUUGGAGGCCUAACAAAUGAGUAUCAAAGAGUUAGAGAGGUGGUACAGAUAAAUAUCACGAAGCUUAAAGACAGAGCCCGAAUUAUAGAUCUGACCAAGGAGGAAAUACGAGAACGUCAUAUUUCACGAUAUUCUACAGCAUGGGGAUUUGCCGAAAAAUUUGAGGAAGUGAAUAUAGACCCAACGUCACAUGUUCCUUCAGAAUGUGUGGAGAAAAUUGGUGUCGUUCACAUGAGAAGGUUUAAGAAAACAUAAAGUGUUGCUCCCCUACCGCCAUGAGAAGACAUGUUACAUACUUUACAAGAUGACUAAGCGAAAGGAAAUGCAUAAUGUUUUUUUUUGGGGGGAGGGGGAGGGGGA